AUGGCUUCGCGGUGCUCAGGCGGGUCACUGCACUUCUUGCCAUUCUUGUACCCUUCAUUGUUCCUGAACAAGGCCACAGGAACAUCUCGUCUAGCCGCCACCGCGGUUCAAGUGCGGCACCACAUCGCCGAAGCCUCAUCCCAGGAGCCUCCAUCCUCGAGACUUGACCCAAGGCCUGACGACUACUACGUGACCAAUUUCGCCGACAAGGCUAAGCUCAACAUCUACGCUGGCGCAGGCGGCGGCGGUUGUAUCAGUUUUGCCCGCGAGGCCUACUUGCCCGAUGGCCCGCCCAAUGGUGGCGACGGAGGCCAUGGCGGCAACGUCUAUAUCCAGGCCGUCCCUGGCGAAACAUCGUUACAUAAGUUAGCACGGAGACGGUUCAUCAGAGCGACGAGGGGGACAAAUGGGCAGGGCAGCAACAAGGCAGGAAAGCGUGGCGAGGAUGUCAUCAUUACAGUGCCUGUGGGCACAGUCGUUCGCGAACUCAGCCGCGAGGACCCCGAGAUCGAAGAGCAGAUUCGUCGACGAUUAUACAAGACGCGCAAGUCCUUGCCCAACCCUGAGAAUGGCAGCUCCGAAGGUGCAACGGGGGCACCACCCGAGGAACAGCAGUAUGACAACCCAGAACUGGACAAGUGGAUCCUAUACCCUGGUAUAUCAUCGUCGGAAAAGAAGAGAAUUCAGGUGCCCGAUCUUCCAAGCCGUGAUAAGCUCUUUGCCCAGCCUCCCGCCCCAAUCAAGUUGGACUUGUCUAAGCCAAUGCCGCGACCGGUACUCCUCGCGGCUGGCGCACUCGGUGGGCUGGGCAACCCGCACUUUGCUUCUCGCGAAAGGCCCCGACCAUUGUUCGCCACGAAGGGGGACAAGGCAAUAUCGAUGCAAAUAGAGCUGGAAUUGAAGCUUCUCGCGGAUGUUGGGCUGGUCGGCCUUCCCAACGCCGGGAAGAGCACGCUGGUACGAGCCUUGACCAACAGCCGGGCGAGAGUAGGCGCUUGGGCGUUCACGACAUUGCAGCCCAAUAUCGGAACCGUGGUACUGGACAACAACCGUGGCAGGCCCGUGGUCACGAGCUACCAUCACCAGGAUGUGCAAGACAGCUGGGAUGGAGACACUGAGGUGGUGCAGAGGACGAGGUUCACCAUUGCAGACAUCCCAGGACUAAUUGAGGGUGCGCACCUAGACAGGGGUUUAGGCAUCGCAUUCCUGCGGCAUGUGGAGAGGGCUGGUGUCCUGGCUUUCGUGAUUGACCUCAGCGCUGGGAAUGCAGUGAAGGCGUUGAAAGCGCUGUGGAUUGAGGUCGGGCUGUACGCCCAGAUGCGCGAGGAGGAAGAGCAGGAUAGGGAACGAGAGGCUAGGAUUGAGAAAGGUCUCGGCCCUGAGGCCGAGGACGAGGAGGGGUUCCAGUGGGGGCAGAACUGGCCUAUCCACUCAGAGUAUCCCAACGCGCCGGCGAAGCAGACGGGACUCAACAUUGCGGGCAAGCCAUGGUAUGUGAUCGCGACCAAGGGUGACUUGCCAAACACCCAGGAGAACUUCGGGGAACUGCGGGAGUACCUGACGAGGGUCACCGGUGGUGAUGAACCACACCCAAGUGGCAUCAAUGGUGCUUGGAUCAAGGACUGCGCGGCAAUCCCAGUCAGCGCACUCAAGGGGCAUGGCGUGGACAGAGUCAUCCAGUGGACUGUUGGGUUACUUGACGGGUGA
Diaporthe amygdali is the source of this 1707-nucleotide messenger RNA. Its product is annotated as obg family GTPase CgtA. Gene Ontology annotation, cellular component: mitochondrion. Bases 1 to 1707 code for a protein of 568 amino acids. The record is from RefSeq and is a predicted model, not a curated record. The transcript has a single exon. Lineage: Eukaryota; Fungi; Ascomycota; Sordariomycetes; Diaporthales; Diaporthaceae. Gene Ontology annotation, molecular function: GTPase activity; GTP binding.